Molecule: messenger RNA, 1453 nt
Organism: Sinocyclocheilus grahami
Lineage: Eukaryota; Metazoa; Chordata; Actinopteri; Cypriniformes; Cyprinidae
Gene: irag3a
Product: lymphoid-restricted membrane protein
Exons: 13
Coding region: 34-1218 (394 amino acids)
Source: RefSeq, a predicted model, not a curated record
AGAGAGGUGGAGAGCAAGAAAUCAGCAAAUGUCAUGGCUUGUGAAGACCAGCAAGUCCUGACCAACAACCAGACAGAGAACAGCGAGAAUGACUCUGAGGAAGGGUCUAGACACGAGGACCAAACUGCCUUAGAAGAGCCAUCUGUUAUGGUGAGGCUGGGUCCAAACAGUGUUGACAUGACAGAGGAGGAAUUGGAGGCUGCUUUCUCUCAGCUGUCUCUGGCCUUUCGCUGUGACCAGUACACGCUGUGUCAGAGGUUGGAGACAGAGGAACAUGCUCGAGACAAUGCUGAGGACAACCUCAAACUGGAAGUGGAAAGAGGCAUGGAAGUGCUUGAGACGCUCAAGGGAAUGUGUUUAGAUAUCAAACGUGCCGGGCUUCUCCAGCGUCUUGAGUUGUGUCUUAACAUUAUCAGGGGCACCAUCGGACGAAUCUCCAACACAGCAGAGGUUCUUGGGGCUGUGCAUCAGGAGGCCAAAGUGAACCAUGCAGUGGAACUGAUGGUUGCUCAUGUGGAGAACCUGAAGCGCCGUCAUGAGAGGAAUAGCGUUGAACUGGAGGAGAUGAAGAAACAGAUGGAGAAAAGCAGCAGAGAGCGACAUGUCUGUGAGCAGUGGGUGGGAACUGACGCUAUUGAAAAGCUUGAAAAAGACUCACAGAAGCCUCAGUUACGGCGUAGAAUCAGUACAAACAUCAUUGCAAAGCAAAUCCAGAAGCAAAAAAUAAAGGAGUCAGAAGCUAUAUUAUCUUCAGUGACCAAUGAGAUUUGUGAAAUCACAAAGAAACCAGACCACACAGAUGACUGCCAAAUGAGCAGAGGGCAAGUAACGUUAGUACCUCAAGAACUUUUAACCUCACACACUGCCACAGUGGAUGCUCCUGAGGAGACAUCCUCUGCCCAAAUUCAUCCCAACCAGACUCUGAGUCUUGAGCUGGAUCCCACAUUUGUAAAAAAACACCCAAGUUCACUGCCAGUGUUACCUCAUCAAAAGCUGAGGAGGAAGGCUUCGCUGGAGCGCAGUCAUGCCUUGCUGAAGGAAUCUGAGCGCUACCUCAGAGACUGUGAUAGAUGUGUCAUUAGCUUACGGCGCCCUCUUAUGCAGUGGAUGUAUCGUUGCCGCUGGAUAGUCCUUGUCAUUUACCUCGCUGUUCUUUGCUCAAUCAUUAUAUUAGCCAUAUUAGUGUGGUUGCUGCAAACCCCAGUCUUAUGGAUGUGAAAAUUAUAAUAAAUAUGUACAGAAAUGGAAAUGUGAUGAAUGUGUUAAAAGCAGUGUUGAUAGCUUUUAGUUACUAUUUGGUAGAUGUUUUAACUUUGUUUUAGGGCAAACUGUUUCAUAUAUAGUUGUAAAUGGUCUCAGAAUAAAAGUCUUGCACUGGCACUCAUGUCAGUGUAUGCUCUACAUCGGUUUUCUAUGUCAAUGUGAAAUAUCUGAAAAUGUGACAAAAUGCGAA